This is a messenger RNA of Anoplopoma fimbria (sablefish), 3049 nucleotides long. RefSeq names its product TEL2, telomere maintenance 2, homolog (S. cerevisiae) (gene telo2). Gene Ontology annotation, molecular function: Hsp90 protein binding; telomeric repeat DNA binding. Gene Ontology annotation, cellular component: cytosol. Lineage: Eukaryota; Metazoa; Chordata; Actinopteri; Perciformes; Anoplopomatidae. Gene Ontology annotation, biological process: protein stabilization; telomere maintenance via telomerase. The record is from RefSeq and is a predicted model, not a curated record.
ACGUAUUUUGACGGAGCACACAGAGAGCGAGGCGAAACGCCACGGCGGGAUAUUCAUGUUAAAACGUGAACUGACAGUAGGAACAGCAAAAAAAACACCUUGAUAAUAAACGUUUUGAUACAGCAGUGACUAGAAGUAAUGCCUGCCAUAUGAUUUUUUGACUUAUUAAAUAAAAAUGCCCAGGAAGUAAAACAAGGAGGUUACCAUUUCCAAGAUGGAGUCCCUUGCCCCAAAUACUGAGGUUCGCCUUGCGGUGGCCCAGUGUUUCCGGACCCUCACUACAUCCACAGAUACCAAAGACAUUGUCGCCGCCCUUCAGACACUUCACCUUUACUUGGAUGAAGGACCAGAGAGCAGAACCACCUCAGUUCAGCGGGCAGAGUUCAGACGAGCUCACUUCACCCGCACCCUUCAAUUUCUUGUCAGCAACAUCCAGGCUGACUGGUUGGCCGGCCUCACUGCCGCCCAGCGAACAGAGUUAUGGGACGGCUUGUUCCUCAAAGGUCCUCCAGAGCAGGCGCUGCUGGUGCUGAUGGAGGGAAUAGGAGAGCUACAAGCUAGCUCAAAUCUGGACCACUUGGUCAGCAUCACUGAGAAGUUCCUUCAGAGUGGUCGACUUGCUGACCUGCUGUGGUCCUACUGUCUGGAGACGGGUCCCUCUGAUUCCCCCCAGCUCCGAGAGACUCUGCUCGGACGUAUUGUGGCGCUGCCGGACGUCACCGCCAACAGGUUACAUCUCAAAAACAAGCCCCUUUUCCUUCCUCAGCAGUACUACCCACUACUGGCCAGAGAGAUGCUCACUGCCCUGGAGCGGACCUGUCAAGCACUCAAAGAUGGCACAGACUGCUCCUUGACUUUUGUGGCUCAGACACUUGGAAAAGUCUGUAUCCAGGGUCAUAGCGGUUUGGUGCUGGCAGUCAUGGCUCCGCGGCUGUCUGUGUGCACGCGCUCAGACAUGGUGUGGCAGAGGGUUUGCUGGAAGCUGCUGGAGAACGUUCCACUGCGAUGGAUGGAGAGUGUGCUCACUGGACUGGUGCAGGCCGUCAGCGGACCUGAUGCCUUGGGGAGGAUCAUUGGGAAUCUAGCGUUAACAAAUAAAAAGGCCCAGUUUGUCAUCACUCAUAAACUGCUGUUACUGCAGUACAAGUACGAGACUCAAGUCUUGAGAACUGUCCUGGGCUACUUAGCAGCAGAUAGGGAGCGAAGGCCACUGCUCACCCAGGUGUUACGGUCUGUGUCCCAGGCCUGGGCUAACCCCAGUGCAGUGAAGCACACACCUCUAGAGCAGCAGCUGUAUGUCAGCAAGGCCUUACUGCUGAGUGUUUGUCUGCUGAAAGACUCUGAGCUGCUGGAGCUACGCUCAGAGUUACUUCAGUGUAUGCUGGGAGGCAUGCAGAGCCAUCUAGACAGCAGUGUGGUGCGUAUCAGGCGUAUGGGCAUGGUGGUGGGAGAGUGCUUGAGCUCUCGCAUGGAUUUCAAUAAGACCAAGCUCAAGUUUGAGUACGAUCAGGACGAGGAAACUCAGGAGCUGCUUUCUCUGAUGACUCCCUUUACUGGCGAUGAACCAGAGGCUGAGCAUGUGAACGGAGUUGAAUCUCCUCAAGAGACCAGUGAAACAACUCCAUCUGCUCAGAAUGUAUCCUCUCAAAAUAAGUCAAAAACUGACCCAGACUCCGACCUGGACAGCGACGAUGAGCUCACUCCGUACGAUAUGUCUGCCGAUCAGGAAAUAAGCACAGCAUCCCCACCGCGUUACCUACGAGACUGUUUGGAAACCUUAAUUUCAUCUGAGGACCCGCUGCGUGUGGAGCUCAGUCUGAGAGUCACUGAGGGUUUGGUGAGGAAGAACGUCUUUGCAACCAGAGAGGUCAGUGUCCAGCUGACCAAGGUACUUCUUCACAUGGAGGACAAAUACAGCAUAAAUGGCUUCCUGAUUCUCAGACACACCAUGGUGGCCCUCAUUGUCACAGACUGCAUCUCUGUGACUCAGUAUUUGACCACAGAGUUUUACUCCUUGAACUACAGUCUUCGCCAGCGGCUCGAUAUCUUGGAGGUCCUGACUCUGGCAGCGCAGGAGCUCUCUAAGCCGAUCACUGUAAAGAGAAAUCCAUCUGUGGGUAUUACAGAAAGCACUGAUUUGACUCCGUACCCCGGUGACAACCCUGUUCAUUGGCGACAAGUAGUGGAGAAGCGGAUUCAAAGCAAGACAAAACGCCUCAGGAAGGGUGCCACACAACCUCCAGCUAAGGCCACCCCUAACCGUUAUGCCCCUGUUGCUGGACACUUCUUUUUUCCUCUGCUCAGCAAUUAUGACAAGCCUCAGGUGACUUUUGACCUGUUGGGUGGUGACCAUCUCGUACUGGGCAGGUUGAUCCACACCUUGGGCCUCUUCAUGCAUUUAGCAGUCAAUGCACCGAUUGCUGCACAGAUGGGUUGUGCUUUACUGGACUUUGUGUGGGCGGUGCGCUACCAUGUUGACCAGAUGGUGAGACGAGGCGUCCUCUUUGCUGUCUGCUCUGUGUUUCUGAGCAUGCCCAGUGAAAACCUGCUGGUGGACCUCAGUGAUCAGCUGUUUGAGACCAGAACUUGGCUGGCAGAUGUGGCUGAAGGAGACCCUGAUGCAGACUGCCGGAGUCUGGCUAUACAGAGUUUGGUACUGCUUGAUAAGAGCCUAAAGAAACAGCUACAAGAUCAACAAGCACUGAGCGUGGAGUCAUGAUCACUGCAUCAACAAUGAACAAUGAAACACUGAAUGUGUCUCCGAUGUUGGGUAGGGCUGUACCUCUGUCUCGUCCUCAAAGAGCCUGAGGUUGAUGGAAGUGAUGUUUCCGGAUAUUUGCCGACACAUUUCAUAUCCUGCAACAGAGAGCCAACCAGCGGAAAAGGAGGGCAUGCAUCUUUACACAUGUGUGUCAAUGUCUUUUUGCAUAACUAAAUCAUGCACACACAAACAUUUCAACACUGUAUUGUUUAGAAGGACAUAUUGUGUAUUCUGUAUGACCCAGAUAGAAUAGGAUGCCAUUUUUGUCCGCUAAUAAAAUGUAACUUA